GCCAGAAUUUAUUUGAUUUGGAUAUGUCACCAAUAGAAAGGAGCGAAGGUGAUUUUGAAUGGGAUAUGCUGCCUGAUAUGGAGACGCUCGCAGAUCGGAACCUAGAGACCUGCGCUGACGCUGCAGCCCCAACAAGUUGCAUCUUUGCGAAGCCUGUCGCUGAAGGGUAUCCUACGUCAUCUUCAUCUUCAUCCGAUACAACCACAAAUAAGCACAAGAGACUGGUCGGCACUGAGGCAUUUGAUCAGAAUAAGAAUGAAUACGGAAACACUGUGAAGAUAUCACAGAACUACUACUACUUCCGCAACGAGGGCACAAAUCCAAUCUCUACUCGUGGUUGUGCAGAGGCUUGCACAGGAGGCCAAACGUUGGAAUCAGAUGUGGAUGUAGUCGUGAAUCAGGCACAUGCAGACGGUGCGGGCCAGCAAGGCAAGUCCAAGAGUCUCCAGGACCAACACGUGAGUCGUACCAAAGAAGUAGUCGAUGCAGAACGCAAAAGCAAAGUCGCAAAUCCUGCGAUGAAUGCAAAGUCUUGUCUUAUUUCUUUUGAUCGGUC
Amoebophrya sp. A25 is the source of this 556-nucleotide messenger RNA. Lineage: Eukaryota; Dinophyceae; Syndiniales; Amoebophryaceae. The record is from the annotation of a GenBank genome assembly.